Messenger RNA from Quercus robur (English oak), 2044 nucleotides. RefSeq lists its product as uncharacterized. The record is from RefSeq and is a predicted model, not a curated record. The coding region runs from base 234 to 1667 and encodes 477 amino acids. Lineage: Eukaryota; Viridiplantae; Streptophyta; Magnoliopsida; Fagales; Fagaceae. Gene Ontology annotation, molecular function: phosphoprotein phosphatase activity. The transcript has 7 exons.
AAUGAGAUGGAGAGAUUGUUGAUCACUUGCUAUUACAUUGUUUGGUAGCUAGGUGCUCUUAGAUAUUGGUCUUCUCCUUCUUUGGGGUGUGGUGGUGAUGCGGAUGCCACACUCAAUUGUAUAGAAGUUUUCUGCUUGAAGUCUCUGCUUCUGGUUUGAUUGUUUGGAGGGUGUUGUUUCCCCACUGAUGUUCCCGAAUCAAGGUUGCGGUACAUAUCAGCAGUUCAGAUCAAAUGCCAUCACUAAAAAUGAAGCACAAUUUGAGCAUGCACUGUUUAAAAGAAAAAUAUGGUCUUCCUGUCUGCCAAAAGUCGAGUAAAGUUUCCAAAAAAUCAUGCUCAUAUGUCAGGAUUACUGAACAAACAGCAGAAUUUGACACCUGUAUUCACAAAUGUCAGGAUGUUUCUUCAAGCACCCAAGUGCCCAUUGAGAACGUUGAAAGCAAUGAAGCUACAGACUGUGCCGAAUUACCUAAUGAAGAAACUUCUCAGUUUCAGAAACAGCCAUCAUUCUUUGUAGAUUCUGCAACCAUUGAAAGAAUGGAAUCUACUCACAAUUCAAACUUAGAGACAAUUUUCUCUCCUGCUUUGGAGCCCAUUGAAAACGAUACUGAACUAAAAGCUGACGGUGAUACAGGGAAUAACAAUGAUCCUGACAUGCCAAGGUUGGGAGCUGAUGACAGUGAUGAUAAUAGAAGCUCAUCUGAUUAUCAAACUUGUGAUGUAUCAGAUUUUUAUAUAUCUGACAUGAUUGUUGCUAGCUUACCCGUCAAUGAGAAUGCUUUUGAUGGUGAUAUUGGUGAUGCAAAUUUUUUUCCUAGUUAUGAUUAUGCUGAGCCGAGUAUGUUGUUUGAUGUGGCUGAGCAAUACAUAAUGUUGCCUUUCCUUGAGGAAACUGUGAAAAUGAGCGAUAUCAAUGAUGCCCAAUCUGGUGAAGAAGCCUUAAAUGACUCAGAUAAUAACAGCUUGUACCUAGCAAUUGAUCAGAUGAGAUCCUGCAACCAGGGAUUUGAUGUUAACUCUGACUCAGAUCAGGCAGAGUGCUUUGAUCCGCAAGUUUUCAUAAAAAAUUUACCAGAACUAUCAGAUGUGGUGUCAAACUUUCAGGCAACUAUUUUGCCAAAGGAAACUCAGAACAGUAAAGCUGUAACACUAGUACUUGAUUUGGAUGAAACACUUGUCCACUCUACAUUGGAACACCGUGAUGACGCAGACUUCACCUUCUCUGUUUUCUUCAAUAUGAAAGAGCACACUGUAUAUGUGAAACAGAGGCCUUACCUCCACACAUUCUUGGAGAGAGUUGCGGAGAUGUUUGAAGUUGUUAUUUUUACUGCAAGCCAAAGCAUCUAUGCAGAGCAACUUCUUGAUAUACUGGAUCCAGAUGGAAAGCUUAUAUCUCGCCGAGUUUACCGUGAAUCAUGCAUUUUUGCAGAUGGCAGUUACACUAAAGAUUUGACAGUUUUAGGUGUUGAUCUCGCAAAAGUUGCCAUAGUUGAUAAUUCUCCACAGGUUUUCCGGUUGCAAGUCAAUAAUGGGAUUCCUAUAAAGAGUUGGUUUGAUGAUCCGUCAGACUGUGCACUAGUUUCAUUACUUCCUUUCUUAGAGACCCUGAUUGAUGCCGAUGAUGUCCGUCCAAUCAUUGCCAAGAGAUUUGGUAACAAGGAAUAAGAGCCCCUUUUCUUUCUCAUUAGCUUGAAUAUAGCAGCUCCUUGUCCCUCCUGUCUAUUUUUAAGCAAAAAUUUGGCUUCUAAUUUAGAUGCUGAGUUCCAUUUCCUCUUUGAGCUCUUGAAAUAAUUAGCUAUACAAUAAACUAUUUCUUGCCUAAUUGUUGGGUCAGCUCUUGGUGUUUGUUCCAUUCCUUUUCUCCUCUUAGCUGACAAGUUUAUGGAGUGGUUUCUCUAAUUUUGUUGAAAGUUAGUCUUAUAGAUUUUCUCUUAUAUAUUUCAAAUGUACAGUUGAAGUUGCUAUUUGAUCGUAAGGAGGUGUAUAUGAAUUGUUAUAAUAUUGUGAAAUAUAAUUCUUGCAGCCUGCUGCUUGCUUUCCUA